GACUGCCCGAGGCACAGUAGGCCUACGUGGUGCCAGACGCCAGAUUGGCACAAGGGUGGAACUGUGGAAGGGCGGUCGAAGAUUCCAGUUCCCAUCUUCUUGUAUGUGCGUGGCGCCAAUCCUAUCUUGCUUUUAGCAGGAGCAAUACUAAUCUUAGAGAGCCAGAAGGCAUUGUAUCAUGUGUGUAGCAAUUUGAAGGUGGGGCCCUUCCAAGAGGAAGACCAAAAGAUUCUGCGGAGGCUGCUUGAGCUGGUUUGCUUGAGACCAAGAGAUGAAGGCCAAGAGGAAGCCUUCCGGAGUUAAGUCGGGGAAUGCUGCAAAUGGGAAAACAGGCCUGCAGAAUGGGAACGACACCUCUCCAGGAGGGCCUUCUUUGCUUGCCCUUGAUAAAAGAAAAAAUGGUUCUGGAACUGAGGCUGGGGCUGGAGUUGACGGAAAGGUGGAGGAAGCACCAACAACAUUGGCUAGCCUGCUUAAGGAGCUCGAAACACAGUCAAUGCGACCGCACGAUGCAUUUGGAAACCCAUUAGAUGGUACAACAGCCUUGGAAAGCGCCAGAAAGCUCCACGACAUUGUUUCCAAGAUCAGCGAAAUAGAGAAGCAAGUGGUGCACCCAAAGGAAAAGCAGCGGACACCAGAGAAGCGGCUGCAAAUACUGAAGCAAUGGCUCGAGGACAAGGGCGUUACGUUGGACGGCGUCGAGUUCCGGAGUAAUCUGCGGGAGGGCUGUGGGGUGGUCGCCACGAGAAACUUCCAGGAGGGCGAGCUCAUCUUCACGGUUCCGGAGGGCAUCAUGAUGUCACAGCUGACGGCGGCCGCUGCCAAGAAGGACUGCGCGGUGCUCAUCCAGGCAAGCGGCCUGGUGCAAGAGCUGGGGUCGCUGCAGCUGGCACUGCACCUGCUAUUUGAGAAGCACCGGCCGUCGAGUGACCCCUCUCCCUGGAAGGGCUACAUUGAGUCAUUGCCCGGACUGGACGAUGGUUACUUCUUGCCACUAGGUUACAGCAUUGAGACCCUGGAAAAGCUGGACGGAACACAGGCCCUGUACGACAUCUACCGCAAUCUCCGCAACUUCGUACGGCAGUAUGUCCAGUGUCGGAGCCUUCUUGCGAGCUUCGGACAUUACUCGCCAGCCAUCGCACGUGCCAACCAGUGGUUCUGCUACUCUGAGUGGCUCUGGGCGGUCUCGAUCGUGUUGGUGCGGCAAAACAACCUGCCGCACGCGGUUCAGGGGGCCAGCAAAAUGUCCCACAUCGUCGCGCUCAUUCCUGCCAUGGACUCCGUCAACCACGAGCCGGGCCCGAUCACCGCCAACUUCGACUUCGGGCAGAAGCGGAUGGAGCUGACGGCCAAGCGGGACUUCAAAGCGGGCGAGCAGAUCUACUUCUCGUAUGGGUUUCGCCCUGCCAGCCAACUCUUUUUGUACAACGGGUUCGUGCCAGCGGAGCUGUCCCCUGGGGACCGGAUAAAGGUUCCUGUAAGUCUGCCAAAGUCCGACCCACUCUACAAGAAAAAGGCGGCCCUGCUGAAGCUGCUGGAGGUGCCGACGGACGGCCUGUUGGAUCUGAUGGCGGAUGGCCGCCCCGGCCGCGCGCUGACCAUCUGGGUUAGGGUAACAGCAUUCACGGAAGAAGCGGACGUGGUGGAACACCUGCGGCUCAUCAUCGAGCAGAACACGCAGGCGCUGCGCGCACAGCAGGAGGCGGCGCUGGAACGGAAGGGAAGCGGAAACGGAAUUCCGACGACCAACGACGGAACCAGCGAAGGUGCCAAGGGUGGGGCUGACAGUGCACAAGAAGGAGGCGUACAGGAGAACGAGGUUCGAGGGAAUGGAAAGACGAAACCGGAACAGGAGAACGGAACACAGGCUGGGGGAGAGGCGGAGAACGGAGCGACAGAGGACCUAGCAGACAGCGAAACUGCGGAGGACGUGGAUCCGUCUCAGAGCGCGGAGCUCCAGCCGCGGGAGGCGGCCAUUUUGGUGUCCCUCAUCGAGCAGACCCUGGAGCGGUACCCCGACGUGCAAGCGAUCGAGGCGGCGGCGCAAGGAGACACCCCGUCCGAGGGCGGCGAAAAAGCCGGGCCCGCUUCCGAGGGGCCUGCAGCAUCGCUCGUGGGGGGUGUGCAAGGGCUGGGCUUAGGGCUGAAGGACCCCCUCGGGAAAGGCAAGAAGCAAGAAUUAGACAUCCGUAGCGUCAUUCGAAAGAGGGAGCUGACGACGUCCGCAGCGAUGGUGAAGCUGGAACGUCUCAUGCUCAGUCGGGGCGCUGAGAGGCUGCGAUCAGUAACCCACGACACUGCGGGUACGGAUAUCAAGUCGCAGGGCCAGAAGAGAAUAGGAACAGAAAAUGGGCAUGGAGGCAGUAAAGAGAAACAAAGAACGUAAGGGAGAACGUCAGACCUGUACGCCCCCGUCUGAGGGCAACCCGGCCUGUUGAGUGUUUGUGCAACGAUUAAUCAGGUACAAUUUUAUGGGCGAGCCCAGACUUUAGAGAGAAACGAAGGACGUCAACAUUUCGUUGCGGUACAGUUUCGGAGGAGGUCAUUACUUAAUGAGUAGGAAAGUCAAUUUCAAGUAGAGUUGAUCCGCGUUUUCCAGAGGCACAGUCUGACUUUCUCGGACGACGGGCUUAACACUGUGCCGUUGGCCAACUAUUGUACGCCACGUAUCAACUAUACUGAUGGCGGCCCUCAAAGACACUGUACUAGGACGCUAAAUUGUCCGUUGAUAUAUCGGCCAUGCACGUACACUUUGAAGCGCGCCAGCUCCAAAUAGCUUCACGUUUCG
Molecule: messenger RNA, 2788 nt
Organism: Klebsormidium nitens
Lineage: Eukaryota; Viridiplantae; Streptophyta; Klebsormidiophyceae; Klebsormidiales; Klebsormidiaceae
Source: the annotation of a GenBank genome assembly